AUGCACUCGUAUAUUUAUUUAAUGGGAAUAUUCCCUGCGCGCGACUGCUGCCGUGGCGGUAUCGGCGUAGUAUGCGCUUGCGCCGGUGUCCGAGAGCUCACGGAGCCGCACGACUCUGCCCGAGCUUACCCGAACGCGCCGACCUACUUAUGCCCCUUUGCAACGCUCCAAGUGGUCGAGCGUGGAUUUUUUCUUCAUUUUCCGAUGAAAUGCCGUCUCAGUAACUAG
This is a messenger RNA of Danaus chrysippus (African queen), 228 nucleotides long. The record is from the annotation of a GenBank genome assembly. Lineage: Eukaryota; Metazoa; Arthropoda; Insecta; Lepidoptera; Nymphalidae.